UCCCGUGGAUUGGCAGUCUGCCAUCUUUGAUUGUGCGACAGGCCUCGGCGCGAGCGGGGCCUCUUAACUGGAGCAGACCUGUCUCACACGAGACAACGGGAACAAAAAAAUACACUGACAAACUGGACGAAUACAUGCGAGCUGCUCAGUGUCGUCCAAAUUCGAAACGAUACGCUAGAUAAAGAAGAGCCACUGAACGGGCACAAUAAACCAGCGUGGCCCUUGCAAGUCAAGAGCGUUUAGGUUGCUAGCACUUUAACUGGCUAGUUAGUUAGUUAGCUAGCUAGCCAGUGUAGCAAGCUUUUGUAAUUCACCGGCUGCACACACACACGGAAAGCAAAGCUGGUCGAACACAGCCUCUUGCGCAGGCUAAACGAAAACCAUAAGUCAGUGAAGGGACCGGCGGAGACAGGAGGCUGGUUCUGAGGGGUGAGGCCGGAGGACCAGACUCAAUGAGUUUCCAGCGAAAUGUCCGAGAAGUCAGGGCCAAGCACCAAGGCAAAGGAUGGCAAGACCAAGUAUGCAACCCUUAGCCUCUUCAACACCUACAAAGGCAAAUCUCUGGAGACCCAGAAAACCGCAGUGGCUGCCAGACAUGGACUCCAGAGUUUGGGCAAAGUUGCGGUCAGUCGGCGCAUGCCCCCUCCGGCUAACCUGCCCAGCCUAAAGGCGGAGAACAAAGGCAACGACCCCAACGUCAACAUCGUACCCAAGGACGGCAGCGGCUGGGCCUCGCGUCAGGACCAACCCGGAGACGAACGACAACAAGAAACCCCGCCCCCUCAGCCCAAGCCUCCGAUCACUCCAGCCCCGGAGCUCACUCUGGGCACCAGCCGCUCGUGGGCCAACAACAACAAGCCGCAGCAGCAGCAGCAGCAGCAGCAGCCGCCGCCGCCGCAGCCAGGCCAGGUGGACGGCGCGCCGCGCGUCAGCAGCCAGUUCCACCACGAGUUCCCCACUCUCCAGGCAGCCGGAGAAGCUGAGAAGGCAGGCGACCAGAAUGAGGAACCCUACGGGCCCGGCCCCAGCCUCAGACCUCAGAAUGUUGGCAGCUGGCGAGAGGGUGGGGGCAGGAAUCUGAACUCGGCUUCCAGCCCCUCGGAGAUGGAAAGCAAGCCUCCUGAGGAAGGUGGGGUGGCUCGCACCACCCCAUCCCCCACCGUCGACUCGGACGAAACGAGCAAACCGGCCCCGGCCGAGGGCAGAAAGUGGGACAGGUUGCCCGCCCCGGCCCCCCAGCACAAACUCAAUGGGGGGCAGCAGCCUCCGGGUGGCGUCCCCCCACAGUUUCAUGCCCAGUUCCGGGGAAUGAUGCCCCCGUAUAUGUUUCAUGCCUACCCUCAAAUGCCUUUUGCACCUGUGCAAACAAACUUCAGAUACCCUGUGCCGCAAGAUGGAUCAAAGGGCCCCAGACCAGGCCCAAGGCCACAGUCAUGGCAGCAGGACCCUGACCGGCCCUCCAUCAUCAGUGCCACAGACCUGAAGGAGCUGGACAACCUGGACACGGAAGCCGACGAAGGCUGGGCAGGAGCCCAGAUGGAGGUGGAUUACUCAGAAAAACUCAACUUCAGCGACGAUGAGGAAAACCAAGCAGCCAAGGAGAAAGGGGAGAAUUGGGAUUGGAUGGGUAAGAUGGAACGCAUGCGAGCACGGGCUGCAGACGGACAGGAGGGCUGGAAGGAUGGAGGCGAGGACCGGGGCGGCAGCAAAGGCUCAUGGGUAGACGGCGGCGACGGCAGAGCUCCCUCACCAGGCAGCAUGGCCCAAUACAAGGCAGCACAGCGAGACUUCCAGGGUCAGCCAGCGGGCCGGCCGGUUGGCGGCAGCGGCCCCAGAGCGGUGAAGCCACCUGCGGGGGAGGAGGACUCGGAGGCGUGGCGUCAGAAGCGCAAGAAGCAGUCGGACCUGUCGGAGGCGGUGGAGCGCGCGCGGCGUCGGCGCGAGGAGGAGGAGCGGCGCAUGGAGGAGCAGCGGCUGGCCGCCUGCGCCGAGAAGCUCAAGCGGCUCAACGAGAAGCUCCGACCCGCGCCUGCCUCCAGUCCCACCGCCACCGCCACCGCGACCCCCUCGGAGCCCAAACACGGCGCUUCCGCCACAACCCCCGGGGUCAGCGACGGCCAUGAUGACUCGGCGGGCCCCCGGACGGACACCCCCACCCCCCAGCCCCCCCUCCAGCAGCAGCAACAGCAGCCUGCAGCAGCGGCGCAGGGCCCUCCUCAUCCUCCAGUCCCGUCGCCAGCCCACGAGAGGCCCAAGUCCAGCGUGCCGGAGGAGGAGGAGGAGCUCAUCGCAGCGGCGCAUCUUCCCCCGCGGCAGCCCACCCCACCGGCCCACACGGCCCACGCGGUCCAAAGGACCCCAGCGGAGCAGGACCACAGCGGAGCUGGAGACGAGCCCCAGCUGCAGCCCGACAGACAGUCCAUGAGAGAUUACUUCAGCUCGGACGAGUGUAGAGUAGAGGACCCUCAGCUCUCCUUGUCCCGGCUCGACCCCUCCAGCAGCGAGGACCCCCCUCUGCAGCCUACGGAGGCGGAAGGGGAGGGUGGUGCAGCCAUCCGCCCCGCGGUCAACUCGGGCUACUCCAAACAGUUCCAGAAGUCCCUACCGCCUCGCUUCCUCAGACAGCAGGAGCAGCUCAAGCAGCAGCAGUGGCAGCAGCAGCAGCAGAGUGGCGGCGGUGGUGGUGGUAGCAGCAGCGGUGGUGGCCCAGUGUCCCCUUCUGGCACCGGGGUGCCCGCUCCUCAGCACCGCUCCCUGUACCAGCCCCUGGGCCCGCACCCCCAGCACCCUCAGCACAUGCCCUCCAUGGGCUUCGACCCGCGCUGGCUCAUGAUGCAGUCGUACAUGGACCCCCGUAUGAUGUCGGGGCGCCCGCCCAUGGACAUGCCCCCCAUGCACCCAGGCAGGAUUCCCCCCAAGCAGCUGGUGCGUAGAGACCCGGCGGACAGCAGCCCGUCGGGCUCCGACUCUUUCGAUCACCUGACGCGUCCCAUCCGAGAGCACGGCCUACCUAACGAGCCGCCGCGCGUGGUGUGGGGCGCCGACUCGUAUCCCCAAACUGAGCCGCUGCCCUCGGCCACCCCACCCAAAGGGCGCGAUGACGUCAAGGAACCCAGGCUGGACGCUGGUCUGGAGCUGGACAGGGGUCUCUCCUCUGUCUACUCUCAGGAGCACAGCCCCCUGGAGCCCCGGGGCAAGAGUGACUUCUUCCGGGACUCGUCGGAGCCGCUGUCUGCAGCGUUCAGCCACGGGCCCGAGGAGGUGCCGGGCCUGCUGCAGGCGGACAGGGUGGCCGCGGUCUCGUCCUUCGAGCCCGAGGAAGCCAGCCUUCCCUGCGGCGAAGACGUGGAUGCCCUCGGCAAGGCCGUGCUGCAGAGGAGUUUCUCCCAAGGCUCCAGCCACUCGCUAAAAAUAGACGAGCCGCGCUUCGAGGCCGUUACCCUGGCGACAAAGACGUUGGACCUGUCUGAGGGCGGCGGCGAGCGUCCGGACGAGAAACCCAGGAGGGAGCCGUUCGGACCAGGCCCGACCGGCAUCAACAACCGCUCCACGCCUCCCGCCACUCAGACGGACGGUGGCGUUGGCAGCGUGCACAAAGCAGACAAACUCCCACUGCCUCAGCCUGGGAAACAGAAGGUGGACACUCGCUGGCCCUCCCGGAGCUCUGGCUCUGGCAGGAGAGAGGGAGGAGGAGGUGGAGGAGGAGAACGACCCCUACGGCGCUCGGGCAUCAAGAAGCCCGUCCUGCGUGACAUGAAGGAGGAGCGCGAGCAGAGGAAGGAGCGGGAGGAGCGCCACGAGAGGGGAGACCGCGGCUCCAAGAAAGACUCCGGCGGCGGCAGCUCCAAGCCCCCCUCCUCUGCAGCCGCGGCCGUGCUGGAAGGACAGAGGCCCUCUGUGGAGCGGGAGGCCAAGAGGGAGACGACGUCCACUGAGCCCGAGGAUGGCGGGGCAGCCAAUGGGGCCGCCAAGUCCAGAGACCGAGACACGCAGCUGUCCGCGGGCCCUGCAGCAACGGCGAACAUCCCUGAUGACAAAACGGACAAACCAACUGGCAGCGACAAGCACCCCGAACCCAAACUCCCCUCCCGGAAAGAGUCCAACCUGCCGCCUCGUUCCUACAGGCGCGAUGACCGGGAGAGGGAUCGUGACCGCGAUCGGGAAAGGGACCGCGAUCCGCAUCGGGAAAGGGACCGCGAUCUGCAUCGGGAAAGGGACCGCGAUCCGCAUCGGGAAAGGGACCGCGAUCCGCAUCGGGAGAAGGACAUGGACCGGGACAAGGACUGGCCAAUGGACCCCAGCUUACGGGGCCGCGGGAGAGGGGAGUACUACUCUCGCGGGCGGAGCUACAGGGGCAGCUAGGGGCAGGGCCCAGCACCGAGGCGCAGCAAAGCGUAGUACCGCGUGCGGGGGCAGCGUCAUCUCGGACCACCACUCAAGCAGCCGACGGCCGCCAGCCUCCGCUGCCGGGAGGAGAGCGAGACACGCAGCGAGAGCUCGGACUUUGAGGUGCUGCCCAAGCGUCGCCGCCGGCGGGGCUCGGACACGGACUCGGAGAGCGAGGGCCACGAGUCGGCCAGCGACACGGGCGCUUCUGACAGAGAGCCCAGCGCCAAACCCAGCCGUCCGCUGCGGCGGGAGCUGCCCGGGGAACCGCGCUCCGGACCCAAAGCUGGCGGCCCGUACGGUUCCGCUCACCUCCCUGACAAAGGCGGGAGCAAAGACGACGAAGGUAGGCCAAAGCCUGGCUUCCUGCCCAAGGGCGAGCCCACACGUCGAGGCAGAGGAGCACUUUACAGCAGGAGAGGGGGUGGCAGGGAGCGUGGAGGCCCCAGGCCAGCCCCCCUCAGGCGGCCUGGAGUCCGCGAAUCCUCCCAGUGGCCCUCCAAGCCAAUGGAGACCUUCCGAUCAGAGGCCGGACAACUUCAGCGAGCAUGGACAACCCGCCCGUCCAUCGGGCGCCACCAUCGACGAGGAAAAGCCGGGGCGUUUGGCGAAGGAGCUCAGAGCAGCAGGGAGAGGCCCAGGAGGCCAAGGCCCGCACGGCCACCGCGACAGGACAAGCCUCCCACCGCUUCGCCCGACUGGAAAGAGCGCCCGGCAACCCGUCAGGCCGAGAGGUUUCCCGUUGGCGCCGGCGCGGUCACCAUGUCCCCGACGCUCUCCAAAGCCCCUGGCACCCCCGUCACCCUCCCAGAGGGGAGCGCUGCUGCUCUUCCACCCAGCCUGCCCCCGACCUCCGCUACCAGCUCUGCAACGCCGGCCACGUCGACCGCCACCGCCACGCCCCCCGAGCUGCCCGGCACGGAGGCCGUGGUGCCCUCUGAUGUCGCCGCGGCAGCAGCCGCCACUACCGUGGCCGCCGCCGGCAGCAAAUCCCCCGACCUGUCCAAUCAGAACUCGUCGGACCAGGCCAACGAGGAGUGGGAGACGGCGUCGGAGAGCAGCGACUUCAACGAGCGGCGGGAGCGCGAGGAGCGGAAGGGCGCGCUGGAAGCCGCGUCGGCCACCGCCGCCGCCACGACGACGACAUCCUCCGCCGCGGCUCCGGCCGCCUCCGGCCCCGUUUACCAGGGCUCCGCCCCCCACAGCAGGAGCCCCACAGAGGGAGGGGUCACCCCCAAACGUGAGGCGGCAGCCAGCGCCAAGCGGAGCUUCUCCAGCCAGCGGCCCGUGGACCGGCAGAACCGCAGGGGCAACAGCGGCGCCAAGCCGGGCCGAGGCUACGCAGGUGGCAAGGGUGAGAGGAGAGGAGGCUCUGGCGCCAAAGCUGGAAGGAAAGGUGCCCAGAACCCAGAGUCCGGCCAGGCCGGAGCGGGUCAGAAGGGCGGAAAGGAGUCAUCCUCUCGCCGCAAAGACGAGGCCAAACAUGCCGCCAAGAAACCCAAGGAGAAGGUUGAUGCUCUGUCCCAGUUUGACCUGAACAACUAUGCCAGUGUGGUAAUAAUCGACGACCAUCCUGAAGUAACAACACUAGAGGACCCCCAGUCCAGUGCCAAUGACGACGGUUUCACGGAGGUGGUUUCCCGGAAGCAGCAGAAGCGCCUGCAGGACGAGGAGAGAAGGAAAAAGGAGGAACAGACUGUACAGAACUGGAGCAAAAAAGGUUCUGGGGAGAAAGGCCGAGGAGGCGGAGGCUCCAAGCUUCCCCCUCGCUUUGCUAAGAAGCAGCAGCAGGUAUCCCAGCAGCCUCAGCAGCAACAACAGCAGCAGCAGCAGCAGGCCUCUCAGCAGAGCCAGGCAGCCCCCUCAGCACCCCAGCCACCACCACCACCACAGCAGCAGCAGCAGCCCCAGGCUCCCCAGCUUCCUCAGCCCCAGCCAGCCAUCUCGGUGUCCCAGCAUGGCCUACAGCCCCCAGCCCAGCCUGCUAGCUCCCCCCAGCCUCACGAAGGAGCCGUGCCGCUGCCCUCCGCACCCGUGGACUUCCCCACGGCCAAGACGCAGACACACAGUACCCUCGGCACCGAGCUUUGGGAGAAUAAGGCGCCUGGGUCCACCGUCCUUUCGGAUGUUAAGAAACUUGGACCCAUCAGUCCUCCCCAGCCUCCCUCUGUCAGUGCCUGGAACAAACCGCUCACCUCCUUCACUGGGACAGUCACUCCUGAGGGGGUGAAGCCCAGUGUGGACACUGGAGUGGAGCCGGGUAUGGACAGCAUCCAGUUUGGCGCCCCGUCUUCAGCCGGCAGCACGGACAGCGACGGCGUUCCCGCCCUGCUGGAGAAGGGCUCCGAGAACAAGCUACCUGAACCCAAAGAACAGAGACAGAAACAGCCCCGCGCAGGACCCAUCAAGCCUCAGAAGCUCCCAGAAAUCGCUCCCCCGGAGCCAAAGGAGUACAAGCCGGGCCCCAUCGGGAAGGAGCGCUCGCUCAAAAAUCGCAAGGCCAAAGACGGCCGCCAGUCGGACGGCGAGGGCUUGGAUAAGGGCGUCCCAGGGGGCAGCAGGGACCGCGACUCCAGCUCCCCCAACAAAGACGCCAAGGUGCCCGAGCUCGGGGGAGAAAUCGAGGGCAUGAUCACCGUACCCUCUGCGGAAUAUUCCAGCAGCUCCAAGCAGGAGUCUGUGACGGACUACACCACCCCCUCCUCCUCUCUGGCUGAUAAUGUACCCACUGCAGGGAGCAAGAUGGAGGAGAGCAUCGUGGCCAAUGUGGCCCUGCCUCACUCUCUGCCUCUGCCACGCAGAGAAGCUCUCCAGCAGAGCUCCAGCCUCACGACUGUGUCUCCCGCUACUGUAGACCUGACACUUAAGAUGGAGUCGGCGCGCAAGGCGUGGGAGAACUCGCCCAGCCUGGUGGAGAAGAGUUCGCCCGUGACCUCCUCGGCCUCCCCCAUCACCAGCGGAGGAGGAGCCGGCAGCGCCUCCUUCAGCUCCUUCUCCAGCGCCUCCAUGCCUCAGAUCCCCGUGGCCUCAGUCACGCCCAGCACCUCCCUAUCAGGAUCGGCUACGUACACAACUUCCUCCCUGAGCACUAAGACCACCUCGGCCUCGGACCCUCCCAACAUCUGCAAGGUGAAGCCCCAGCAGCUGCAGGUGGGCAGUAGCAACUUCUCCCAGCUGGGCUGCGUGCCUUCCCUGUUGCCCCAGCAACAGCAGCAGCAGACACCGCAGGUGUUCGUCUCCCAGUCUGCAGCAGGUUCUGCAGCCCAGAUCCCAGCGUUCUACAUGGACACUGGUCACCUGUUCAACCCGCCACACCCACGCCUGGCUCCCCCCUCGCAGGGCUACCAACCUGGCCUCUCGCAGGUACACCACCCCCCUGGACCAGCCAGCUCAUCCCCAAGCAUGCUUUCCACACGGGACCCAUAUUCCAGUGCCCAGGCCCAGACCCAGCUGCUCAUGUCUGCAGCUGCCACCAUGCCCAAAUACUCGAUCCCUAAUCUGAUGGCUCGGUUUCCCCCCGCCCAGCCAACGGCCGUGCAGCAGAUCCCAAUCCCCAUCUACGCCCCCCUGCAGGGCCAACCCCAGCAUCAACAUCAACACCAACAUCAACACCAACAUCAACACCAACACCAACAUCAACACCAACAUCAGCACCAGCAUCAGCACCAACAUCAGCCUCAGCUGGGCCUCAGCGCUGGCCCCUCUGUCUCCCAGCCACAGGACCUCUUCGGCUCCUCCAUACAGCCCUACAGGUCCCAGCAGGCUUUCAUGCAGAGCAGCCUGUCCCAGCCGUCCCCCAUGAUGCUGUCUGGCACGGCACUGCACAGCUACCCUGGGGUGCAGCCCCCGGACCUGGGCAAGCCUCAGUCCAGCCUGGCCUUCCAGCAGACCUCCAACACCCAGCACAUCCCCAUCCUGUUCGAGCCGCAGCUCAACCAGCCCUCCGGCAUGGGCGGCUCACAGCUCAUCGACACACACCUCCUACAGGCGCGUCAGGGGAUGAGCCAGCACUCAAAUCUGUACUCGGGUCAGAUGCAGCAGCAGCACACCCAGAACAGCUACUACAGCUCUACGCAGAGCCCCAGCUCCGGACUACAGCAGGUGACGGUGCCUCUGCCAGGCUCUCAGCUGUCUCUGCCCAACUUUGGCUCCGGUGGUGGGCAGCCUCUCCUGGCCCUGCCGCAGUCUCUGCCCCCGACGCCUCCGCAAGCGCAGCCGCCCAGCCUGAGCCGCCAGCCCCCCACCAACCAGAGCUACCGCAGCCUCAUCGGACAGAACACUCACACUCACAGCAUGAUGCCCCCCUCGAGCAAGGUGUGUGAGAUGGACCUGAAGCUGUUUGGCAGUGGAAUGGACGUCAAGCCCGGAACGCCCCCUGUCAGCGCACGAAGCACUACGCCCACCUCCAGCCCUUACAGGGCGAGUUCGACCAGCCCCAGCAGCCAGUCCAGUAAGAUGAACAGCAUGCUGUACCAGAAGCAGUUCCAGUCAGGCUCCGGCGGAAUGCGCAUCGCCCAGCCCUUCCCCGGCCAGUUCAACCCACAGAUUCUGUCUCAGCCCAACCUGGUGUCUCCUCUCGUGCGGCCUGGCCACUCCAACUCCUUCCCUGGAGGGAUGCAGCGGAACCCUAUGGGGCCCCUGGUGUCACCCUCCAUGAACACCGGCCUGAUGCCUCACCCCCGGCCCCAGCACCCCCCCAGGGGGCCCCCUGGACCUCCCAUGGCCCCACGGGGCUCCCAGGCCGCCAUGAAGGCCGCAGAGCAGGACCUCAAGGCUAAGCAGCGAGCCGAGGUACUGCAGUCCACCCACAAGUUCUUCUCGGAGCAGCAGCAGCAGUUGAAGGCCGCCGUCAGCAAGCCCGUGGUCCGGAUGGAGGCCGGUGGCAAGCCUGUGGACAGCGUGGCGCCCAACCACCAGGGCGGCCCGCCGGAGCGCUCCGACGCCGACAAGCCCACCGCCAUGAGCGCGGCCAAGCCCAUACGGACCGGACCCAUCAAGCCACAGUCCAUCAAGCCAGAGGAGGGCAAGUAGUGCGCCCCCUACGCCCCGACGCCUGGCCAUGCGGCCUCUUGUCUGCCCCCAGCCACCAGGGAGGGUUGGACUGACAGCCAGACGGAUUGAUGAAUGGACAGAUUAGAUGGCAUACGUGGAUCUAGAGAAGAAGAAAUUCUACACGCAAACACGCCCACGCACCCCCCUCACACCCUGUAGAGAGAUGGGGAAGGGGUUAGAAUGGGGGGCAGGGGGGUGGUUUGGGUUUUGGGGUGCUGCACAUCAUCUUUUUCUUCAUUUGUUUCUUUAAAUGAGCGUGAUUUUUAUUUCUCUCUCUCUGAGGGGUACGGUGUGCGUGCACCAUCCUAGUCUUGCCCUCCUCUCCUCUCCUCUCUCCUUUCCUUUCCUCCAUCUCCUCUCCUCUCUCCUUUCCUCCAUCUCCUCUCCAACCCUACCCUCCCACAAUGGAGAUCUGCCUCUUUGCUCGCAAGGUCCUGUUGCCUCGCAUCUAGAGGUGACUAGCACUACACACCCACCUGUUAAUGUGUGUGUGUGUGUGUGUGUGUGAGAGAGUGUGUGUGAAGUGAAAGUUUGGAGCAGAGAUGAAAAAAGAAGUCAAUUUGCUGCUGUUCAUGAUUGUCAUAUCGAAAUUGAUUUUCCUUCCCAUCUUUUGCAUUCCCUUUCUUUUCCCCUUCACCCCCUCGAAGAGAAUCCCCUGUACAAGGGUGGGAGGGGAAGGCUGCUGUUUCUGUUAAAAAGUUUCCUUGUAGUAGUCAAGCAGCCAGUCUUAUUUAAAAUAGACGUCACUGUAGUGGUUUUGUUGUUUCUUGCCCUCCCUUUUUUUCCCUUUUAAGCUGUGCAGUUGAUCACAUGCUGAAAAGGGCGAGAGGGAAGAAGUCCUAUUCACAAAACACACACACACACAUACACACACACACACACACACACACACGCAUGCCUCCACCCAGGCACCUACAUGUAUGCUCCUACAUUCUUAUUGUGUAAUAGUUUUAACACACACAAUACACACACACACAUACACACACAGACAUCCAGGAGUUCAAAACGAGCAGUAACCAGGAGCUUGUUUUUAAAAAGCAGUUUCUUUUUUCCUCUUCCUGGUAAGGAAAAAUGUGAAAUCGCAGCCAUUAAAGUGAUUUGGUUUAGUGGAAUGAUGAUUUGCAGUCUCCACUGCGAACCCUUUCUCCUGCCUUCUGCUCCGUAGUGGUUUUGCUUGAAAAUGAAGAGGUGUGUGUGUGUGUGUGUGUGUGUGUGCGUGCGGGCAAGAGAAAGAUAUCUUACCUUUAGCCAAAGGUUUAGGCAAUGCUGGGUCACCCCCGACAUGCAUCCUUUAGAACACUCUUAAUGAACUCGAUUACAGAUCAGCUCAAUAAACAGGAAGUUAAAGCAUCCUGUGAUUUUGAUUUUUUUUAUUUUUUUUUAUUUUUUGUCUUUUCCUUCAUUUCAUUUUGUUAAACGGUUAUUAGGGUGUCAAGAAUCCCCAUACUCCUGUUGGCUCACGGGCCAGUGGUGAUGAGAACGAGUGAAAAAAAAGUCAUUUGUCACACACACACACACACGUGCUGCUCUCUCACCCUCCACCGAUCCUAGUGUUCUCUCACCUUAACUGUGCCCCCACAACGCUACACCCAACCAUGCUGCUGGCCGUGUUGAAAAGCCGGAUCUUGGCCCUCCCGACAAAACAAAUCAGAUGCCUAAUGGGUCAAGGCUUAGGGCAAGCAGUCAAGACUUUGAUUUAUCCUUGUUUUUGUUUAGUUUUGUUUUGAUUAGAUAAAACAUCAGCUUGUGGGAUAAUGCAACAGGAGUGAGAGAGAGCGACAUUUGAUUAAAAAUGAUAGAGAAAGUUAGCACCCACAAGACUGAAGGGUGAAAAGUGUGUUUUGAGCAAAAAAAAAAAAGGACUUAUUUUCUGUUGUGACGAGACUUCUGGCCUGGCCUCUCCCGCCCACCUCCCUCCGCCUCGUUAGUCCUGCGUUGCUGACGGCAACGGAGAGCUCGUCAUAAAAGGGGCGCUACGCGCUCCCCUUGUAGUGAUUUGGCCAGGCCUCCCACACCCACAGUGGGAACGAGAAAAUGCAACAGGUGGAAGGGGGGUGGAUGGAGGGGUAGUGAUUUGGUUUGAUUUUUUUUUUUCUUUUUUUUUUUUCUUCCUUUUUUUGUUUUACUUGUACAGGGGUUAAAUCGCUGUAUUAAAAUAUGUAAGUCUUAUUUACAUUCUCUUGUUUUGGUUACAGAAACUAAUAAAAUAAUAUGCUGUUAAAAGAA
Alosa alosa (allis shad) is the source of this 11664-nucleotide messenger RNA. It is a transcript of the gene prrc2c, whose product is annotated as proline-rich coiled-coil 2C. The record is from RefSeq and is a predicted model, not a curated record. Gene Ontology annotation, biological process: cell differentiation. Lineage: Eukaryota; Metazoa; Chordata; Actinopteri; Clupeiformes; Clupeidae.